CACCAACCAGCAUAUGCAAAGAGAAAUCGCCUUGUUCCGUUGAUCCCAUUCUGGGUGUCAUAAUGACUCAUCCCUGCAAGCGAUUAUAUAUUCGUAAUCACAACUGUGAAUAUUAUUGUUAUUUUGUUGAUUGGAUUUAUCUAGUUGUCUUUUUGUUAAAAAAAAUUUGUUUCAAUUCUUAAAAAAUGGUGCGUGACAGAUUUAAAGAACUGCAAGAGAAAUUGACUGAAGAUGGAAAAAAAUCGAAAUGUGAUAAACAAAUAUCUGAAAAGGUCGAAACAGAGUUGGGCCAUUUACUGUCAGAGGUAGACGAAAUAUGGAAAUCACUUGAAGAUUUACGGCUGAGCGUUGUAAUUACGAAGCGUAAAUUUACAGCAAGUCUAAGGGACCCCUUGAUAACGCAAGGGACAAAGAAUGAACUUGUUUGUGCCAACGCCAACAUUAUCAAGAAUUUUCAUACAAUCAAUAGCAGGAUUAAAAAAAUUCUUGAAAACUACACAAGUCCAAGUCCUCCUCAUGUGUCCACAGCAGUUACGAAAGCAGCUAUAACGCAACAUGCUUCGCUCCUCAGGGAAUUUUUACUAAUUAUGCAAGACUACCACAAGGGUGAAGCUGAAUAUUAUGACCACCGAAAGAGACAAUUUAUUUUGGAAACAGAAAUUGCUGGAUUUACCUCUGACCUGAUGAAUGAGUCUGACUUCACUAGUUCAAUUUUCACUCAGAAUUUGUUGCGUUAUUCUGAAGAGUCGAAGGAAUCGCUUUGUAAUGUGACAGAGAGAUAUCAAGAUUUCCUGAACCUAGAAAAGUCUGUAAAAGAAGUACAUGAUUUGUAUUUGGAAAUGGCUUUACUCGUUGAAAACCAAGCGCAAAGUGUUAACAGGAUCGAAGACUUUGUUUCUCAAACGAACGCAAGAACUGCGCAGGCUUCCAAGAAGUUGAAGAAAGUUAAGCAUGAAAAGAGAAAGUAUUUGAAGAGAAAACUCAGGCUGGGAUUAGCUGCAACUGGAAUGGUGGUUACGAUUGCAUUGAUUGUGUUGUUAUAAGAAUAUUUCUACUUAAUAUAUUUAUGUAUAGUAUGAUGGUCUCCUUUAUGUCGGUUUACUAAUAAUUUCUUACAUUAGAUAAUUAAAUAUUUACUGUAACAAGUUAAACUUGCCAAUGAAUAAAAGUUUUUCCUCAGAUUAAUUCUAA
Folsomia candida is the source of this 1191-nucleotide messenger RNA. RefSeq names its product syntaxin-1A. Gene Ontology annotation, molecular function: SNARE binding; SNAP receptor activity. NCBI's taxonomy places the organism in Eukaryota, Metazoa, Arthropoda, Collembola, Entomobryomorpha, Isotomidae. Gene Ontology annotation, biological process: exocytosis; intracellular protein transport; vesicle fusion. The record is from RefSeq and is a predicted model, not a curated record. The transcript is spliced from 9 exons. Bases 186 to 1043 code for a protein of 285 amino acids. Gene Ontology annotation, cellular component: plasma membrane; SNARE complex; endomembrane system.